AUGGUACAAUACGUCUUCACGCCCUGGCGCGACCGGGGAGAGCUUCUCGUCGUCCGGAGGCAGUUUUACCCGGAGCAUCAUCAACACCGUCAGCACCAGGGCGGCCAAAGUCAGACCCGCGACGACGAUGAUAGAAAGCAAGGUGAAAAGCAAAAGGCGGUCGCCCGCGUAUCCAUGUGGAUGCAGCGCGGCGGGUGUCCGCACAUGGUUGAGUCGACGGCGCUGCUGACGGCAGCGAUUCUGAGUGAUGACGGGAAUUGGGGGAGGGAAGACGGUGGGGAAAGGGAUGGGUCAGCCAGGGCUUCGAGGGGGUAUGCGGUGCGGGCGGCCUACUCGGCGGCGUUUAGUCGCUUCGUAACUGGCCUCCUCGACUCGCACCAAGACAAGCAACGCAAGAUGUCCAUGUACGACGUCGCAAAGUCGGUCGGCCUCCCCGCGACCUUUGUCGAGCUCCGCCACCAAGCCACCCACGAGCAACUACCCUCGCUCACGCGGCUGCGGUCCGCCGCGCGCAAGGCGCUGGAUUGGAUCUGGGGGUACUACUGGGCCCAUUUGGAAACAGAGCACGGGUCUGGUUCUGGAUCUGGUUCUGGGUCCUUGGCCAAGUCCUUGACUGGGCAGGGGGUGGGGCUGGGGCAGUGUGGCUUGGAGGAGAAUGGCUCUGGGGCGGGCGGUACUAUUGACAAAAGGGGCGAGAGUGGGAGUAAUGAAGAGGAGAGGGAGGUACGCUUGUUGCUUGGGAGAUAUCUUGACGGGGAAGACGAGGUGAAGGGGGAGAUAGGGAGGUAUGAGGAGGGGCUGGUGCUGAUGGUGCUGGAUUCUGUAUCUGGGAGUACGAGGGAUAGCUGGGCGCUGCGGCGUGCCGUGGCGCUUACGAGGGAGAUUUUGGAGCUUGGAGGACAGCCGCAUCGGAUAGAGGAGGGUGAGUGGCCUGAGGAAGGGGCGGCCAUGGAUGUUGAAAGCGUUCGAGCUGAGCUGGGCAGAGCGUGGCAACAGGUGAAAGAGGUGGAACAGGAGGAAGAGGAGGAUGUAGUAGAGAAUGAGGAGGCGGUCGAUGUCGAAACUGCCGAGGACAGGCCUGCUUGGACGCUGUAUGAGGAGGAGGAUUGGGUGCCGAAGCCGAUCGGCGUAGUGUAG
Messenger RNA from Parathielavia appendiculata, 1137 nucleotides. RefSeq names its product Las1-domain-containing protein. Gene Ontology annotation, biological process: maturation of LSU-rRNA; maturation of 5.8S rRNA. Gene Ontology annotation, molecular function: endonuclease activity. The record is from RefSeq and is a predicted model, not a curated record. The transcript is spliced from 3 exons. Gene Ontology annotation, cellular component: Las1 complex; preribosome, large subunit precursor. Bases 1 to 1137 code for a protein of 378 amino acids. NCBI's taxonomy places the organism in Eukaryota, Fungi, Ascomycota, Sordariomycetes, Sordariales, Chaetomiaceae.